Molecule: messenger RNA, 162 nt
Organism: Mesorhabditis spiculigera
Lineage: Eukaryota; Metazoa; Nematoda; Chromadorea; Rhabditida; Rhabditidae
Source: the annotation of a GenBank genome assembly
CCCGGCUCGCCGACGAUGGCCCGCAAGUUCUCCGGGCUGCGCCGCAUGUUCAAGCUGUACGGCGCCGCCCCGGCCGAGGAGCUGAAGACGGCCGAGGAGAUCGUCGAGGUCGAGUCGCCGCGUCGUCAGUGCCAGAUUAAGGCCCGUGAUGUGAGUGUUUUU